Molecule: messenger RNA, 10812 nt
Organism: Gallus gallus (chicken)
Lineage: Eukaryota; Metazoa; Chordata; Aves; Galliformes; Phasianidae
Gene: PGAP1
Product: post-GPI attachment to proteins 1
Exons: 27
Coding region: 942-3224 (760 amino acids)
Biological process (GO): endoplasmic reticulum to Golgi vesicle-mediated transport; GPI anchor metabolic process
Cellular component (GO): endoplasmic reticulum
Molecular function (GO): phosphatidylinositol deacylase activity
Source: RefSeq, a predicted model, not a curated record
GGGUGCUGCAUUACACAGCAGAAAGCUCCUUGAACACUGAAGCGCGGUAGGUUUGAUUUUCUGGAAUCCAUUUAUGUCUGCCUCGUAGCUCACUGCUGAGCUAAUACCAGCUAGCAGAAUGCUGGCAUGGAUUUUUUUUCUUCUUAACCUUUUUAUUUCUUCUUUUUUCCUUUUUUUUUUUUCCCUGGAGUUGUAAUCUGUAUCCAAGACCAUAAGGGAGGUUGCGGAUGGCAAACAGUUUGAAAUCUGAGGGAGAAAGGAAAUGGUCCUCACCUAAGGAGGAACUGACAGAGAAGAAAAGGGGAAGGGAGGAGUGGUACAAGGGGGAGGGAAGUACAGCUUACCCGUGGGCACAGCUGAGAGAAAACUGAGGCAGAGCUGCUUCUAUGUAGGCAAGGCACUCAAUGGAGGCCUUAGAGGCAUUUUCUGAUGCAAAACUGAGUUCAGUUUUUUCCUUGCUGUGUAAAAUAAAAUAUUUCCUUAAGAUUAAAAACUGUACCUUAACGUAUUUUAAAAUAUAUUUGUUUCUGAUGUGUUGUGGAUGGUAACACAAGUAAGUGAGAGCUAAAAUAAAAUUACCGAAGAAAACAGCCAGGCGAUAUCCAGCGUAUGAGCUCUAUCUCUAUGGAGAAGGGAAUUAUGCUGAAGAAAACAAAAAUCUGAUAUUGACAGGCAUUCCAAUUCUCUUUCUUCCUGGAAAUGCUGGCAGUUACAAACAAGUGCGUUCUCUUGGCUCCAUUGCUCUUAGAAAAGCAGAAGAUCUUGACUUCAAGUAUCAUUUUAAUUUCUUCAGUGUCAACUUUAAUGAGGAGUUGGUUGCGUUGUAUGGUGGUACUCUGCAACGACAGACUAAAUUUGUGCAUGAAUGCCUAAAAGUAAUUCUUAAGUUGUACAGGGGUCAGGAAUUUGCACCAACCAGUGUUGCCAUAGUAGGUCAUUCCAUGGGUGGUCUUGUUGCAAGAGCACUGCUUACCCUGAAGAAUUUUAAACCGGAACUUAUAAACCUCCUCAUUACUCAAGCUACACCUCAUGUUGCACCUGUGAUGCCUUUGGACAGAUAUCUUACUGAUUUUUAUGCAGCUGUAAACAAUCAUUGGAUUCUAAAGGCCCAAGAUUUAAGAAAUUUAACUACCCUUUCUGUGGCGGGAGGAUUCAGAGAUUACCAAGUUCGUUCAGGACUGGCUUUUCUACCAAGACUGAGUCAGCAUGACAGUGCCUUAUCUGUUGUGAGUUCAGCUGUGCCUAGGGCUUGGGCCUCAACAGACCAUCUCUCCAUAGUGUGGUGCAAGGAAUUGAUCCUCGCUACCAUUAGAGCUUUUUUUGAUCUCAUAGAUGAAAACACAAGGCAGAUAACUGAGGAUCCCAAGAAGAGAAUGUCUGUGUUGAAUCACCACUUUGUUAGACACCCUGGAAAGAUAUUUGAGGAAAAUCCUGAAGCUUUCACAGAACUUACAGGAACUUUCGCGUGGAUUAAAGUCAAAACCUCAAAAUGGACUUAUUCGGUUUACAAUGAUUCUGAUGGAAAAUAUUUCACAUUUCCUCUUGCAAGCCACAGAGAAUCCUACAGUCACAUUUACUGUGAAAACACUAUGUUGGACACGAGUAGCUGGAUUUAUGGCUGUAUGAACAGCAAUUCUUCAGUAUGUCUGGAAGCUACUGACCUAUCCUGGAGGGCUGAGUUACUUCCAACCAUCAAGGUUGUAAUACUGAAACUUCAGGACUAUCCUUCUUUGUCCCACAUUGUCAUUCUUGUACCACCCUCAGCUGGCAAUAAGUUUACUUUGGACUGUGAAUUCUUCAAAGAGGAUUCCAGAACAAUACAGCUCCCUGUAACAAAUCUUUUUUCCUUUGGACUUUCUUCAAGCAAAAUUCUAUUAAAUUCAUCUGGCUUAUUUUACAAUGUACAGCUUCAGCACUUCAACCAAGUAUAUCAAGCUUUCAAAAUACAUGUAGAGAGCCACUGCCAGUCACUGAUAGAAAGAAAACCUAGUGUUUACAGACUUCAUAUACCCUGGUCACAUGAAGACUCAGUAACUGUGGUUAACGUUCCAUCAUUUACUGAGAUUUCUGCAAAACUGCACAUUGCUCAGCCUGAAAAUGAGAGCAGGGUUCCAGUGUUAAAUAUUUACUCUUCAUCAGACUGUCAGUAUGAAGUAAUUCUGAAGACGUCGUUUUUACAAGUUCUUGGACAAAUAAUCAGGUUCCAUGCUGGCGCUCUUCCGGUCUAUGUUGUUUCUAAUAUUCUCCUUACCUAUGGAGGACAGUUGAAUACACUGAUGUCAACAGGCCAGUGUUCAGAAUUUUCACUUGAACUAGUUAGAACAGCUAAACCCUACAAAGUAGAACCUAUUAUAAGCAUUGUUGUGUUUCUGCAGGGGUUUAACUGGUUUAGAGAGAUAUGGGAUUCACUCUUGCUACCAGAGGUGGAUGCUGCUGUACUGAGUAGUCAGGAUGCAUGGUUCCCCCUUGUGUCCCUGAUUCUAUUUCUUUUUGGGACAGGCAUUGCCUACUGGAGUGCAGUAUUUUUCUCUACGUCUCUGAGAAUCUUCUCUUCAUUGUGGUUAACUCUGACUAGACCUACUGUACUUUCAAAAGCUAAAUUGAUUACACCCAGAAGACUCUGCAUGGUGGGGUCCCUUGCUUUGGUUAGCUGGACCACUUGUGGUGCAUUUGCUCUAUUCAUUAUUUAUCUUCAAUACUUGGUCAAGGUUAUAAAACUAAGUGUGAAUGUAAGAGCAGAGCAAAACGUGCUGAAUAGGGAUUUGGACCACUCAAAGGAAACUUCACAGAAUUCCAUUGGAUGCACAGUCAAAAACCAGGAUUUGAUAGACAGUACUUCAGGAGCAACACAGUCUCUCUCCAGUAGUACAACUGCUGAAGCUGCUAACACUCUUAAGAUCCAUGUUACAGUGCUCAAUUUAUUCACGUGGAUUGUUCUGCUCAACUUGCCAUCUUUAGUUUAUUGGUUAAAAAAUCUCAGGUACAGUGUUAGACUUGACCCUGAUCCAUGUAGAACUACAGCUAUUAUACUUGUAUGCAUUUUAGAAAUUCUCAUGAAUUCGAGUACUUCUGAAAUGAAAUCAAGUCAACUCCUGAAGAUCGCAGCCAAAGUUCCACUCCUUUUGUCUGUUGCAGCGUUGGCUUUCGGAAGAAUGCAUUUAUACAAAGUACCACAUUUUGUCACUUUUUCUCUUCUUCUACACCUGCUGUGUUGCUUUGUGUAACGUUUGUUUUACAUAAGAACAGUGCGGCCUAGAAAGUAACAUUGGAGAGGGGACAAAUUUCAACAAAGAAAUGCCUAGACUGACAUAACUUGCAUUAUUUGGGAAAGACAGCUGCAACGUGAUUGCUUUAUGAAAAGUUUUUGGUUCUGUUCAUACUGCUUAGAAAGUUUUUCGUGGUGUUCAUUUCCUGACUGUGGAAAAUGAAGUGAAUUAACUGUGCGUGUGUAAGCACAUGAAUUGUAUUAAUGCUACGUCUCAACACUCUGUUGGCCUUGCAGACACUUUGAUAUUUCACUGUAUUUCUGUGUUGAAAUAGACUUUUUUUUACUCAGUACACUGUACAGUGCGUAUGUUCUGAACUUGCUUCUCUUGCAGUUCUGAAGUAUGCUGGUUAAACUCAAUAAACUUAAAGCACACUGUGACUAUCAGAAAUACUACACAGCCAAGUAUACUUUUAAUCAUUUUAUGCUACGUAUAAAACCUGCCACAGUUGUGUCUAGUCAAACCAGAAUGUACUGCUUCUAUAGAGCUGUUAUUUCUAGCAAAGUACUUGUUCAAUUACUGUUAGAUGAGUGAGAGAUUAUUGAAAGUUUUAAACAUCUUCAUUUUUGUGAGAGUGAGAAAACAACGACACUUUGUGUAGCUUUCUAUUCUGGAAGCUUACCAGCAGAUUCAUAAACAACUGGCUGCAAUGUUGUUUUAAAACAUUGCCGAUUUGCUCUGGAAUUUCGUUAGUUCAGAAAUGACUCCUUAGUCCUUGUCUAUAUGUAGGAGGUAGCAAAUGUUAAGGUGUGAUGCGAGUUUACAGUACAGUUGCUAUACUGCAGUUUCCAGAUAGCCAAGGCAGGGUUCUUUCCUGUUGUAAAUGGAGAGUCAUCAUCUCAUAGUAAAUGUCCAUAGAGUAAUUUAGUAUGAAAUAGCUACAACAGUGUAAAUCCAUGCCUUGCCAUACUGUGCUAACUUCCUCGUGUGGACAAGCUCUUAGGUAGUAUAAAAUACUGACCAUAAUUAUUAGCUCUACGUAAAGAAUUAUCUUAGUGCCUAGAUGCUACAGUGACUGCCAUUUACAACAAUGCCUAGAAUAGCUGUGUGUAAGGAAUUCUGUCUCUUGGUAUGUGUUUUGCCAACAGAAGAAAUCACACUAACCAUUAUGUUAUUUAAAAUGAGGUAUUGAUUCCAUGUAGAGAUGAGUGCUACUACUUGCUUCUGUGUUAGCUGUCUCCACUAUCUGAGAUACCUGUCAUCUUCAUAUGGAAUUACUAUACCAGCUUGAUUACCUAAUACGGAUAAUAACAGGAGAUCUGCUACCUACUGUCAAUUGAGUGUAUUCUUAAUAUCGUAGUAGAGCCUGACCCAUUGAUUUUAUUGUAUCUUGUUAUUGUUGCCUAAAGUGCCUCAGUUAGUUCUAGCUUGUUCGUAGAGUUAAUUCAUCUGAGCUGCCUGAAAAGACUUAUUAAUUCACACAGUGACUUUUGAAAAUGAACCUCUUCUGUCUUAUAAACAAGUCGGCUGUUCAAGGUAUUACUAAGUCAUUAGAACUGCUUUUAUUAAUAGUUAACCAAACCACUGUUACUGUUGUCAGUAACCUACCUGCUGACCUUUAAGUCUUAACAUUUUACUAACAAGAUUAGAUCGUGCAUAGUGUUUGUAAACCAGAGAAAUUAACUGUAUUAUAUCCUGAUACUGUCAAACCAAAUGUAUGCUACGGUAUAUGUAUAUAAGAUAAUUUGUGUCUGCAUAUACUUGUAGCUUGAUUUAGCCUAGAGGUUACUUUUCAGACACAGAAGAGUAUAGUAGUUCUCCUGUUUUCGAGUGGCUGUGAGUGUGAAGGAUAGUGACAGAACGGCAAAGGGGCCACCUAUGAAACGUGCAAAGAUCUCAUUUCAGUGGAAGAUAAUUUCCUUGUCCUUCAUGGUCCCUUUGGCCUACUGCUGUAUUUUGCUUCCUAUUUUGGUUUGCCAUCUUUAUCACUUCUUCAUGCAUGAGCCCAUUUGUUGGUGGAAUGAAAUAAUAAUCAGAAGGAGGAGAGCAAACAGUCUCAAGGUGUAGUAACUUUGGUAACUUCCAAAAUCGGACAGUGCGUGAAACAUACCAAAUCACAACAGCAUAGAAUAACACCGCUUUUCUUAUUUAAUGGUAUUUUUGUAAGCUGGGAUUUUUGUUGAUGUUGUUAUCAUUCCUCAUGAAAUGGGUUACAAAAUGUUAUGGAGUGAUUCUUACAUGAUAUUGAAAGUGUAGGUAGGAAUGGAGAGACGUAAUCCUUAGUCUGAGAUCCCAGAUGACGGACUUUUAUCACUCUUCUGUCGAUGCUUCCUUUUCCAAAGGUUAUUUACUUUCACAGGGGGAAGAAGUAGUCUUAUUGUAAAUUUGGAUUUUGGAUGCUUUGUGUGUCAUUGCUAGAUGAAAAACGUGCUCUCAGAGAUGUGCACUGGGGUUUUGCAGUGACUAAGGACUGUCUAACUGCCGUUUGAGAGAUGAGGGUUCUAAUCUCAACUAGAUUCCCUGUAUAAUCGGUAGAGGGGAUUAGAACAAAUCCAGAGAGCAAUUCAUCCAAUUCUAAGAAAAGAUUUUAUAAGUUUCCAAAAUAGUUUUUCAGAUAAAUAGUAUGAUUGUACUUUUGGAGAAAAGGCUUCUAUUCUACCGAUUUCUAGUUCUGCCACUUCCAUCAUGACAGUCUCAGCAGAAAUGUGGGCUAACCCCACUGUAAGGGCUUUUUAAUUGGCUGUAUGACGAAGUAUAAAUAUUACCAGAAUAUGCUUCUGUAUGAGUGGACGUUUAUAAAACAGCUUUUGGGAAAUACAUUCUCUUAACACCUUCAAAUCCAAAUUCCAGUUUACUCUUCAAACUUAAAACUAUCCAGAGUCACUGGAGAAGAUGAAGACAAGCUAUUUCAUGGUGAUUUAAAACUCUGUGCUGUAAAGGAGGAUUUCUGCUAACUCCCACUCCAAGUUGGUUGUUCUGUUCUUUUUUAGAAGUUGAGGUAUUAAUUUUGCAAAACCACUGUGGAUGUUUGCCACAUUUACAUGGAGAUCAUGCCAUGUAAAACAAAGAGUUUUUGGCUCAUAUGUCAGGAGACAAUCAAAAUAAGAAUGUGCGUCUCCCUUAUGUUUUUGUAAGCUACUAGGAAGGGAAUUAAAAAAAAAAAAAAAAGGAAAAAGAAAAAGACAAUACAGAGUACCAAAUGUCAGAAAUUGAAGCAGAAUCUUUCUUUCUUAUUAUGCUGCAGUAAUAGCUAUACCCGUAGCUAUCACUUCAUAAAAGAUUUGUAUUUGUGAGGUAAGGAAAAGGUGUUAUUUCUUGAUUGGAACUACUAAUGGUGAUAUUUUCAGAAUUGAUUUGAAGUUGGUUGCAGUAUGUCACAUUUUUGCAUCAUCUGAAAAGGGGAUUUGUCCUUUUUUGGUUACCUAAGGAAAAAAAAACAAGCACACAGUAAAUGAAAUUCCAUUUAAUUUUAUUUCUAACACUUGAAGUUCUGUACUGAUGGUUUCUUUUUGUGAGCUGAUACAUAUAGCGAUUUAUUCCAGAAGACACAUCUGCAAAGUUAAAAUCAACAAAGCUGGAAAAAGUAGUUGUAUUGUAUUACAGAAAGACUGGGGACUGCCUGUAUGCCAAAGAGAGCUUUUUAACUACCUGGGCCACCCUUGAAGUCAUUCUUUAAAAAAUAAUAAUAAUAAUAAUUACCUUGAUACUUAAAGCAAACAAAUAACAGGCAAAGAAAAGCAUUAUUUUAUAGGUUGGUAUUUGAUAUGAAGUCUAAUUUUCCAUCUGUUUGCCAGUAACAGGGUUAUAAGCCUGUCACUUAGCUUUUUUUUUCCCCUAAAAUCUGACAUGUCCUUCAGACCUUGACAGGAUGAACAAAGCUAAUCUGUUGCCUGUGCAUAAAAUUAAUAUUUGAGAAGCCUUUUUGAUCUAGCUGGUGAAGUUGAAUUCAAUGCAUUGAUGAGUGUGCUGAUAAGGAAAUACUUUUUGUUAGUUUACGCUGAGAAAAAGUGCAGCCAUUUAUAGACCUUUAAUGCUCUUAGCUACUGAAAAUGGUUUUGGAGGCAGUUAUGGUGUGUGUACAGUAAUCGCGCUGCUGUUUCAAGUCACCAAGCCAGUAGAAAACUGUUAGCUGUAAAAGAGACUGAAGUCAAUGUUUUUUACUUAUCAUGGUGAAUGUUAAUUGCUUAAUUUUCAGGUUUGGCUCUUUACAUCUCCUUUUUGGGGGGGAGAUAAUCAAACUAGCCUUUAUAAGCACUUAGCACUGCACUGUAAGUGGUUUUAAAUCUUACGUCACCACACUUUUAGGGCAGACGUGUUUCUGUCACCAAAGCUAUGUGCUGCUCUUGUAUACCUCUGGAGAAGUGUACCAGUGAGUGACAAUUGAAAAGCAGGUUCAUUUUUAUUUUGAAGUAAAAUAGGUUUUCUGCCUUUUCUUAGGGCUAGGACUAUAAGCUUGUAUUCAUAGUAAAAUACUUAAAGUCUCUUGAAGUUUAUUUGACGAAGCUAUUACAAAUAUCUAUUUUUUAUUUAUGGAAGAAUGUAUUCAAAACUUCUAAUUGGGACAUUAAAAGAUAAAAAUAAUAAGUAUCCAUUUCAUCUUAUUACUAAACAUUACUUUUUCUUUUAAGUAAAUGUAAGUAUUUAGAAAGUUCUAUAGCUUUUACUGAAGUCUGCCCACCACUUCAAUUCUUCAGUUAUAUCUAAGCAUGGAACUGCUUCAAAUAUGUGCUUAUGGCAUCAUAGCCUAGAAACCAGAGUCAAAGCUGUGACAUUUAAACUUCAAGUUGGUUUAAGAUUUAGGGUCUCAUUCUACAUUCUUAUAUGCAUGCAGGUUUUGCAACUCAGUCUCUCAUAAAAGAUCUUUUAAGCAUGUUUUCUCUGCAGUUCUUGAUAGGUUGUGGUCUAAAUUCUCUUGGAAACAUGUAGUAUCAGAGCUAAUGUUGUGUCUCUGAAGUUUAGGAAUGGUACACAAAAGCUUGUUACUUCACAGUACAUCAUUCCAGUUGCUCCUUCCAUAAAGAGUUAUCCUUGGUUUGCACUAUCCUUCUGCUGUAGCACAAAACUAGAGGUUCACAGUAAUAGUAGGCACUGCAGGUGAUAUAGUGAAGAUACAUAGCAUCUGUCCUGUAGGCUUUUGCUUUACUGAAGUUUUUCCAUGUUCAUUGAACUACCAAUGAAGACCUUGUUUUCCUCCAAAUUCUUAAAUUAGUUAAAGGCUUAUAUUAAAUCUUUAGAUGUGUAGCUUUUUGAAAUGUUAAAAGCACUAUUCUGGGAUCAACUCAGGCUUCUCUAUUUUCUAUUUGUGUCACUCUAAGUGUGAAAACAGUAUUAGAGAUCAGUACCUGACAACUGAAAUAUUUUACAGAAGUCUGCAAAAAUAGACAUGGGAUACAUAAUUUGUGCCAGACCAAAACUGAAAUGUGAAAUUCCUCACUGUGACUUGAAACUUGUAUCUUCAUAAAGCAAAAAAACAGACACCACCAUCACAAAACAAAACCCACAACUGUGUGCCUUAAACCAGUAAAUGCAUACACACUGACUGUAGCCUUUGGACUUCUGUAGCCUUAUUUUUCUUUUUUGAACUCAAAGAGUUGUGUGGAUCAUACAUAUAAUUGGUUUGGGGAAAAUCAUUUUUUAUUUUUAUUUUUUUAAACCCUACAUUUACAGACAUGAAGAUUUAUGAGAAGUACAAUGCACACACUUAACCGCCCAAAGACAGGAAACUUUAGCUGACCUUAAUUUCUCAUUUCUUUCUUUAAUGACAAAGAAAAAUAAGGAAGAAAGAUUAGCAUCAGAUGCAUCUCAUCUUCUAAAUCUUUGUGUCAGAAUCUUUCAAAUUCAGUUUAUUUUCUUCAAAACUGUAGCUCAAGCAAAAUACUUUAUUUUAGCCAUUAAGUAUCAACGUCUACUCAGAAUGGUUUGGGUGGAGUUGAGGGGCAGGGAUGCAUUUGUUUGCAAGCUUUUAGACAUUUGAAUAAGGAAUUUCAUGUUUUAGGAAAAAUGUAUCUAUAAGCUUGAAAAAAUAAGUUUACGCAUUCUGCUCUUAAAUCAUCAAAAAGACAUAUUCAAGAUCUUAAAAUCCUGCUUUGAUGUAGUAAAAAAAAAAUUAAAUAAAAUUCUUACUGUUUAGCAUGAAGAACUGAGGAAAAGCUGCUUCUAAAUGAUUGUCUAUUUUGAACAAAAUCCUCCAAAUUCUUUUUUUCCCCUGUAAUAGUGCUGAGUAAAACUUGUUCUUGAAUAAAGGUGUCAUAUCUGGGAGACUGACAGUGGGCUGUGGACAUUGAGAUGUGCAUACAAAAUAACUUCAUGUCAGCUCAUCCCAGUAAUUUGUAGCAGUACAGUAAUCAGUUAAUAACUUUCUUUUAUUGAGAUAUAACAUGAAUCUGGCUGCCACAAUGCUGUUUUCAUUGUGGAACAACAGAUAACUUGAUUUUUUUUUUGUCAGCCUUACCAAUUCCUUGUAGUAGAUGGGUUUAGGACUGUUAGAACUUUUUCCAGUCCCUUAGGUGUCUCUUCUUUGUUCUGUACUGAUGUUAUUCCUAGUAAUUGUUGACUUCCUGGCUACAGGCACACUAGUGUGAAAAUCACUGAGAGGGCCAAGCUACUUUUAAGGCUUUUAUGUAUGAUGAUGAAUCUAGAGAAAAUGUGCAAGCCUAGUAACUUAAUUCCUGUGUUGCCCUUUAAUCAAUUUUUCCAAGCACAAAGACAGAAUAAUGUUGGACAGAAUACUUUGGGGUGAUGGGCAACAAACUGGGGAUUGAUUGGUUGUUUUUGUUAAGCAAGCUGAAAGCAUUGAAAAGCAUUAGUUUUUGGGAAAUUUUAUCAGUUACUAAGCAACCUAACUUUUUUUUCUUCUUGUUGAGUUCUUACAUAGCUACUGUAAACCUAGUACUUAAAGUGGAGCUAACUGUAAUGGUUACAGGUUUCUAGAGUUGUUGACAGGGUCUUAUCAAUAAAUGUUUAAAUAAUGCUAUAAUAAAUUAUUGUGCUUAUUAGAAGAGUUAUAACUGAAUUCUCAGAUACACCUGCUGUGUGUGAUAAGCUUGAGCAAAGUCUUUGUCUUGUGAGAUGCUGAGAAAACCUUGGAAAAUAGGUAUCUUCAGCUAAUGUUUAAAUUAGUGAAAGCUGUUAAUGUCAGCCAUUCAAAACUGUGCUUUUAAAUACUGGUCCUUUUUCACUGAAAUUAAGGGCAGCUUGAAUGAGAGCUAUGCUGGGACUUUCAUGUUUUGAUGGUUUCCAUGUCUGUUGUGUAUAAUCCAUAUUGUUUUAAUGUCUUUUUUUUAACAUUAGUAUGCAUGAUAUAAAAGCGUACUGUAUAGUAUAAGCUUUGCUAAAUAAACACUUCUGUAUAUUUUUAUAUGGUGUUUUAACAUGGUUGCAUUAGUACAAAUGGUGGUAAUUCACAAAAAGUGCCACUUACCAAUCGUGCUCUGUGGAGUGUUGUGAAUGUUACCUGUACUUCGUUGUACAAACACGCUCAUGAGUGUUGUGAUGAACAUUUGCCUUUAGUCUUCGCUCAGGUACUUAUGUGGAGCAGUUCGGUGCUUUUCCUUCUAACUUGUAAUACUUGGGAUUCUAAGCAGAGAAUAAAAUCAGUGAACAAAAA